Theobroma umbraticum is the source of this 1948-nucleotide messenger RNA. RefSeq names its product autophagy-like protein (gene ATG18C). NCBI's taxonomy places the organism in Eukaryota, Viridiplantae, Streptophyta, Magnoliopsida, Malvales, Malvaceae. The record is from RefSeq and is a predicted model, not a curated record. Gene Ontology annotation, molecular function: protein binding.
GUUUUACUAUUCCUGGUGCAGUAAUCCAAGAAAUGGAGGACAGAAGAAGAAGGAAGAUGGCGUGUACGUAGCGGUAUCUGGCGUUGGCUGCAGGGAAUCAGAUCUACACCCAGAAUUUGUCUUGCGGAUUUGAUCACUUUUUCAUCUCCGAAUCGGUUUCGGAAUUCUCUUUACAAUCUUCAGUCUUGUUGCUGAAUUUUUGCAUUCGUGUUCGUUUUCGAAUUGUCUUGCUGAAUUUUAUCUGCUAUCUCUCAUCUGCUGCUGUUGUUGUUCCUCCUUUUGCAUUAGUCAAGAGCGAGCAAGCUGUUAAUGAAUUCGAUUCAAAUUUCUGGUUAUCUCCAUUGGUGGAUUCUUGUUGCACAGCUUGCCAUUCGAAGAUUCUAAUUCCAUCAUUAUCAUCGUCAGCAUUCAUUCACAUACAUAUUGGUGGCACUGCCAGAGCCUUCUCUACCAGCUUUGCUGUGCUAUAAAUAUAAAUAGUACUACUAGUUCCUGAAUUGGAGAGACCUCUUUAUUCAAUCAGUUCCACUUACGCCAAUUCCCACAUGACUUCAACGCUCUCCACAUCUCCAUCUUUCCUUCCAACGCCUUCCAUUGAACCUCCUCAACCCCCCUUUUCCGGCAACGGUGAUCCUUCCUCCUUGAUCCGCCACGAUUUGCCUGACAUUGACCAGACAGAGUUGCUCUCUGUAUCAUGGAACCAGGAUUAUGGCUGCUUUGCGGCUGGCACGUCCCGGGGUUUUCGAAUUUAUAAUUGCCAACCCUUUAAGGAAACCUUCAGGCGCGAUCUCAAAAGCGGGGGUUUCAAAAUUGUUGAAAUGCUCUUCCGCUGCAACAUUUUGGCACUUGUUGGCGGGGGCUCCAAUUCCCAGUACCCUCCAAACAAAGUUAUAAUCUGGGAUGAUCAUCAGAGCCGCUGCAUUGGUGAAUUUGCAUUUAGGUCUGAUGUUCGUGCUGUCAAAUUGAGACGAGAUCGCAUUGUUGUGGUUCUGGAGCACAAGAUAUAUGUCUACAGUUUUAUGGAUCUUAAGCUUCUUCAUCAAAUUGAGACUUUGGCCAAUCCUAGGGGACUUUGUUGCCUUUCUCACCAUGCCAAUACAUCUGUAUUGGCUUGUCCUGGCCUUCAUCGAGGGCAGGUUCGAGUAGAACACUUUGGUCUUAAUGUGAUGAAACUCAUUAAUGCUCAUGAUUCUCAUAUUGCCUGCCUCACCUUGACAUUGGAUGGUCUACUUCUUGCAACUGCUAGUACUAGGGGCACCUUGGUAAGGAUAUUCAACACAAUGGAUGGAACUCGCUUGCAAGAGGUACGAAGAGGAGUAGACAGAGCAGAUAUUUAUAGCAUUGCCCUCUCACCAAAUGUCCAAUGGUUGGCUGUGUCGAGUGACAAGGGCACUGUUCAUAUAUUUAAUCUUCGAGUUAGAGUUUUUGGGGAGGAUUCAUCUUCUCAACCAUCUUCUGUCCAAGGUCCAGCACUAUUUCAUCAGAAUUCUUCUACGUCACUUGAUUCACUUAUAUCUCCAAGCACUGGUGCUAAUCCUGGUUCAUCAUUAUCUUUUAUGAGAGGGGUUUUACCGAAAUAUUUUAGCUCUGAAUGGUCAUUUGCUCAGUUUCACUUACCUGAAGAUACCCAAUUUAUUGCAGCAUUUGGAUCUCAAAACACUGUUAUUGUUGUUGGCAUGGAUGCGAGUUUCUACAGGUGCAGUUUCGACCCUGUGCAUGGAGGAGAGAUGAUACAGCAGGAAUAUGUCCGUUUUCUGAAAACCGAUAGCCGGCCUAGAUAGAACUGCACCCAAACAGAUGCUUCUAAACUUGUAAAAUGGACCCUCAAUAUCUGUCACUUGUACAUAUCUUAAAAUCUUACUUCAAAUGAUGGUUCUUACUGUAUAAUGUGCAAGAAAUUGCUGUGCCAGUUACUUGUAAAUGGUAAUAAAUUGCUGGUAACGGCAAA